GUUGGCAUUCUGAAUAUGUUUUGUUUCUUUGUUUUAGAUCAAUGUUCUCCAGGCAAAGAAAAAAUUUGAAAUUUUGGAUGCGAUGCUGUCCUACAUGAACGCCCAGUACACUUUGUUCCAGCAGGGCUACCAUCUCCUUGAUGAAAUUGACCCCUACAUGAAAAAGUUGGCUGCAGAGCUGGAUCAGCUGGUGAUAGAUUCAGCCGUGGAGAAGAGAGACAUGGAGCACAAACACGCCAUCAUCCAGCAGAGGACUCUCAUGCAGGACUUCUCCUAUGAUGACUCUAAAGUGGAGUUCAAUGUGGAUGCCCCGAAUGGUGUAGUCAUGGAAGGGUAUCUCUUUAAGAGGGCCAGCAAUGCCUUCAAGACAUGGAACAGGAGGUGGUUCUCAAUACAAAACAGUCAACUGGUAUACCAGAAGAAGCUGAAGGAUGCCCUUACAGUGGUGGUUGAAGACUUGAGACUGUGCUCAGUCAAGCCUUGUGAGGAUAUCGAGAGGAGGUUCUGCUUCGAGGUCGUCUCCCCAACAAAGAGCUGCGUUCUUCAAGCGGAGUCCGAGAAGCUGCGCCAAGCUUGGAUUCAGGCGGUGCAGGCCAGCAUCGCGUCCGCCUACAGAGAGAGCCCAGAUAACUACUAUGUGGAGAGGCUGGACCGCACUGCCUCCCCCUCUACCAGCAGCAUAGACUCGGCCAGCGAGUCGCGGGAGCGCAGCGUCAAGGGGGAGAGCAUCCUCCAGCGCGUGCAGACCAUCCCCGGCAACGAGCUGUGCUGUGACUGCGGCCAGGCGGACCCCCGCUGGGCCAGCAUCAACCUCGGCAUCCUGCUGUGCAUCGAGUGCUCGGGCAUCCACAGGAGUUUGGGGGUUCAUUGCUCCAAGGUCCGGUCUCUGACUCUGGACUCCUGGGAACCGGAGUUAUUGAAGUUAAUGUGUGAGCUGGGCAACAGCACCGUCAACCAGAUCUACGAAGGCGCGUGUGAAGAGCUUGGCGUGAAAAAGCCUGGACCCUCAAGCUCAAGGCAGGAGAAGGAGGCCUGGAUCAAGGCCAAGUACGUGGAGAAGAAGUUCCUGAAGAAGCUGGCGAGCGGCGGGGAGGCCCUGGCGGACGGCGAGCGCAAGGGGCGCCAGUGGCACGCGAAGAAGUGCCAGAGGCGCAACAGCUCCACGAAGGCGCCGAAGACCCGGCGGAAAUACCGCCAGGACGCGGGAAGCGCUUCCCCGGCCACCCUGUCUUCAGCAGCCGCUGCUCUGGAGAGGAAGUUCCGCAGGGACUCGCUGUUCUGUCCUGACGAACUGGACUCUCUCUUCUCCUACUUCGACACCGGCUCUGGGCCUCGCAGCCCUGCAGGUCUGAGCAGUGACAGUGGGCUGGGAGGCAGCACAGACGGCAGCACGGACAUCCUGGUGUUUGGAUCAGUGGUGGAUAGCGUCACCGAGGAAGAGUGCGAGGUCUCGGAGGAGUCCAGCGGGGAGGCGGAGAUCGAGCAGGAGGCGUCGGACCCCGAGGACCCGCGGGACCUGCACCCCGGGGCGCUGAUUUACAAGGCGGCUCGGGCUCGGAACCUGCCUGUCAUGGCAGAGGCCCUGGCGCACGGUGCCGACGUCAACUGGGUCAACGAAGAAGACGAGGGGAAGAGCCCACUGAUACAGGCUGUCAUCGGGGGCUCCUUGAUAGCCUGCGAGUUUCUGCUUCAAAACAGCGCAGACGUCAACCAAAGAGACCUGCGAGGCAGGGGCCCUCUGCACCACGCCACGUACCUGGGGCACACAGGACAGGUGUGCUUGUUCUUGAAAAGGGGAGCCACUCAGAACGACGGUGAUGAAGAUGGCCAGGACCCACUGAGCAUUGCUGUGCAAGCUGCCAACGCAGACAUCGUCACCUUGCUGCGUCUGGCUCGGAUGAACGAAGAGAUGCGGGAGUCGGAGGGUCCCUUCGGACAGCCAGGUCAAUACCCCAGCAGCAGCCCCACUGAGCAGCAGUAUAGGAAGUGCAUUCAGGAGUUUAUCUGCCUCAACAUAGAUGAGUGUUAGACAGCCUGAGCCCUGUCCACACUGGAGUGGGGGAGCGGAUAGCUGAGAAACUUGCCGGUGCUGUCUGGGAUCUAGUGACAAACUUCACUCCUGCUAGACAGCCGACCCCGUUCUAACUUCUAGCAGAUGGUGUUCCUGAUAGGAGUCUAGGAAGACUUCGCCGACAUUGUUUUGUUUCUUUUAAAGGCUUAUUCUUUGCAAUAUUCCUUCUCCAAUUCCGUAUUAGGACACCACUUUGUUGAAACUGACCUUCAUAGUAGCCCCCGAACCUCCCCCCCCGAAACCAGGCUUUGAGACUACAAAGAUGGGGACAAGAACACAAAAAAAAACCCAACAUAAAGAGUCUUCAUCACACCGCUGCUGUCCCUAGGGCUGGCCAGAUAACUGUAGGCCUACAAUGACAUCCAUAAGUACCAAUGUCCUUUAGCUCUGCUGCUGGUACUGUGGGAUUGUACUGAGCUAAGCAGUGGCGGUAUAUUUCACGUGAAUCCUCUUAAACUUGCACUAUGCUACUUUCUUCUCUAUGAAGGUUGUAGUGGUGUGAGGAGAGCUGAUCAACAACCGCUAAUUCUAUGUCCAGAUAUAACAAGGAAAUAUCUGAAUUUAGAAAAACAAUUUAGUUCUACCAAGUCAUUCUUCCUUCUUCUUCUGUGGUGUAAACACAUGGGUCAAUGAUACAUUCUUACACGCUGUGUAAGGAGGAUCCACUGUGCGAAAAAUUAUAUUGCCAUCACGUCUGCCUACAGCCUUUUGGGAUGACAUACAGUACCUGUCCUCCAAACUAGUGUUGAAGAUCAGCCGGUCUUUCUUUAUGGCCAAAUAACUGCCAAACAGAGGAUUUUUUAUUGUGGCCAUGUGUAAAACGCAUUUUAAACUACCCGAGUGUGGAGCCUAUAGGACACCUGUUCUGUAAAGUCAAAAGGGACCAAUAUUCCAAAUACUUCACUUUCAGCUCAUCUGUUUAAGCACCCAGGUUUGUGGCCAUGUUUUACACCAUCAUGGCAAAUUCAUUUUUGAGGAUGGCAAAUGCAAGACUUUGUGGUCUCAAAGCCUGCUAUCGAUCAUUUAUCUGAAUCACUGCUGCUUUGCAAACGAGCAGUUUAGUGAUGUGGCCACAGCUGUACUGUGGCCACAGUAGUUCCCCUUUCCUGUCACUGCUGAGCAGACAAAAGACAGCAAGUAUUCUGCCCCCUUAAAUCAGCAAACUGUGGUUUCAAAAGGAAUAUGUGCACUGUAAUAUGCUGCUGACUUCAGACGUCUUAUUUUAGAUGGGAAUCUCACUUCAGUUACGCUGCUGUGCAAAAGUCUUACACAUUUUUGACUGUUGUAUCUGUUGUCUUUGUUUUUUUUUAUUUUUUAGCGAAAAAUACGAUCCUAUGGUGAUCUUCUACUGGAAUGGUAGUCAUUUAUUUCAGCUAGUAGUUAAUACACAUAGAUCUGUAUUAUCUGCAUGUACAAAACCGAGCCUUUCAGCUUUUAUGAAUGUACAGUAUAUAGAGGGGAACAAAAAUGUUAAUGAAAAGGAAAACCUGACAGCGAGUCAGUUAGAUCUAAUUGGUAAAUGUGACCUCGCAGCUACUUCGGCUCAUACUUGUCCUGUAUAGAUGACAGAGUGGACAUGAUCAGGUUUUUGAAGAUUGCUAAAUGACCAGCUUAGUUUCUUCUCAUCCAGUGUUUCGCUGUAGUAAAAACAGUGCAUUUUGCUGUAAUCGUUGAAACGCAAGUGGAAUAAGUUGUUGACACAGUACAUAUAAUGGUACUCCUAAUCAUGUCUCAGAUCUCUAAGACUUUUGCAGAGCAGCUUUUUGGGGAAAAAUGUGUGUGCGAUAAAUCCACUUGAAAUGACUCUUUAACAUCUUAUUGCUUAAAUUACAUAUAUACAUGCAACGUUUUAAAUCCUGCAUAUGUUCAAAACUGUGUUGUAGUGGCAUGAGGUGAUUUAUUUUGUGUUUAACAAAAAUGAUAUACAUCAUGAACAUUGUUUGGAAGACUAAAAGGAAAUAGAAUCAGCCAACAAGGUGAGCUAGGCCACUGAGCGAGAUGUAGAAGAUUUAAAGACGUCCUGAAGCAUCUGAGGGUCAUUCUUUUAAAAGUGUGUAUAUAUUCUGAUAUUAAGUCUUGGACAAGACUAUUUAUUUAAAACAAAGUAUUAGUACAUUAUUUAGAUUUUAUGUAUAAAUCAACUUUGUGCACUUUUCCAACCUACAGUAUUUUUUGUUUUGAUAUUUUAAUGUUUUAUUUUUACUGCGUGGGGUAUUUUAAUGAAUAGUAGUGUUUUUUUUGCGUGUUUCUUAAUUUAUGUUGAUAUGCCCAGAGGACUAGUGCAAUGUCUUAUUUUAAUACAGGAAAACUGUAUUUCUUGAACUUUUCUUUAAACACCAUAGAUGGUAUUUUUUUAAACUGGAGGUAAUAUUUGUCCUUUUUUAAUGGGGACCCACUCGCAAUGUCUCUUUUACAGACAUUUUUGGGUUACGAGUACAAACUGGUUCUUCAAAUUCUACAGUUCAUAGAAAAUAUUGUAGGGCGAAAGUAUUUAACAACACGAAGCUACUGGGUUUUAUAAAAAAAACAUUACUACAAAACUAUAGAUUUUUGAAAACAAGACUUGAUACUUACCGUUUACAAAUUUUUUGGUCCACUUUUAAAAAAAUUAAAGUGCUUUCCAGUAAUAUGAGAUGUUAUCAUGUUGACCAUUAUCAAAGCAUUUAUUGCAUAGGUUAACUUUGUCCCUAUAUUAUAGAAGCACUAAUGCCAGCUUAUUUUUUUCUUUUUUUAAAUUGAUCAUGUGAUACCAAAUGUUGAGUUUGAAAACUGUGCAUAGCAUUAAGCAUCAGAGGCUAAGUGACAUCGUCUUUGGUCCAAAAGAACCCACAGUGCUGUUGAGUUGGUUCUGCCAGUUGGAGAGUUAAGGUACUUCCUUAGACAUCUUCUGCUGGGGUUCUACUGUAAUUCAAAAGAAGAAAAGUCCAAAUUUCACCCCCAGCAGAAUAAGAUGCUAACAUAAUGUGGGCCCAGAAAAAUGAUUUCCAGAUGGACAAAAGAAUCUAUCCUGUGUUCCCCAUCAGGAACAGUCCUGCCCAGAUUAGCAGUACAGAGUAAAGUAACUGUGGAGCAAUUUAAACUCUUCCACAUCUUUCAUCUGUGAUUUUUUCCUAAAUACAAGAGUCCUACAGGACUUAUGUAGGAUUUUUGUUUUUCUUUGGGGUUGGACAAUCCUGUCCUGACAUUCCAGGGUGGCCCUGGGGUUUCACCUUCAAUCUGAAUUGUUUUAUUUCACUAAUAAAUCACCAGUUUUUAAGUCUUAGAAAAGUGGCAGCACAUCCUUAGGAGGUGAGGACCUCCGGACCGGAGAUGCCCAGCUAUAUGAGAGAUUUCUUGGAUUAACCAGAUGACACAAAUAUGGUGUCUGCAACCCCCCUCCCCUGCUCAGGCCUCACAUGUAUCCUACUAAUGGAUAGACAUUAAAAUAUGAUACAAUAUCCAAGUGCUCCAGCUGUACUGCAGCAUGUGAAGUACUGUACAGCCCUUGGUGAAGUAACAACAUUUUUCAAUGUUUUGACUUAUUUAAAAAGUUAGGACAAAGGCCUACAAAUACGAUGAGGGUGACUCAGUUGUGCGGGGGGAGGGAAGAAUUGAUCAAUUAAAGUAUGAAACGUAAAACCUGAAGUAAAUUAUUGUAAUAAAAACACCUUUCUUGGGAAGGUCGAAGCUUGAAUCUUACGUUUCUCUUUGUGUGUUUGUUUAAAGACACUAUUUUACCAUGAAAACCAUCUUUGGACAGCAUGUAUUUAAUGUAAAUACAGGGCAAGAACCAUUCAUUAUCAGCUUAAAUUACAACACAUUGUUCUUUUGCAGACACUUGUGAGGAUACAAGAUCAUGUCCUUUUACUGCUGUUCCCCCCGCCCGACAGCAACCAAUAAAUGCACUUUUCACUUGACUCCCAACAAUUCAUAUGAAUGUCAUGAAAGAGAAAGAGGUGAAAGUUGUCGUUUUUGCUUUUUUUUUUUAAGACGUACUUUUUAGCAAGUGAGAUGACAGUGUAUCUUUCCCGCAGUACAGAUGGAAGGACCGUAAAAUAUAUCGAGGUAAACUUAAAAAAAAUAAAAAAUAAAAUAAAAAAGUGACCAAAACUGUAAGGUGUACCACACAAGCAGAAGUGUUUAGUGUUGUAUCUUUGGGUGUGUGUUUUAAUGUGGGUGUAGAAGACACUUCUUUAAACAACUGUGCUGUAAAUAAGCUUAAAGCAUUUAACUCUUUGCCUGCUUUUGACAUACAUCUGUGAGCUUUUCCUGUUUGUUUUUUAUUCCUUUUCGCUAUACGAUCUGUACAGUAUCUUGGAGUAUUGUUGGAGAACUCUGUGGUCUGUCUUGGAAUAUCCUUGUAUAAUUUACACAGCUGCUCUGUCUUGGGUUUGGUUUCUUUCUUUUCCCGUUGUCUUUGAAACACUGAACAAUAAUAAAAGAAAAAAUGUGGAUGAACUUAA
This is a messenger RNA of Lepisosteus oculatus (spotted gar), 6513 nucleotides long. The record is from RefSeq and is a predicted model, not a curated record. NCBI's taxonomy places the organism in Eukaryota, Metazoa, Chordata, Actinopteri, Semionotiformes, Lepisosteidae.